Molecule: messenger RNA, 1242 nt
Organism: Symbiodinium sp. CCMP2456
Lineage: Eukaryota; Dinophyceae; Suessiales; Symbiodiniaceae
Source: the annotation of a GenBank genome assembly
AUGGAGCCCGUUCCGAAAAGUGGGUUUGACCCAAGUUUCAACAAAGAAACUACCGCCACGCCUUGCCAGGCACAUCGAGCGCUUAAACCUCGCGACACCCACCACUCGGGCUUCAACCCCAUCAUACGCUCGUGGGGCUUUUUGGAGAAGCAGCCUAACCACAAGAAGGAGAAGAAGUACUGGGAGAGCUAUGGAUUCAGGAUGAUUGAUUACUCGAAAGUCGAGGACUCCGGUGCGCCCGGGGUGCCCGGAGAGCUUGAGAUCUUGUUGAACAACCUCCUAGGGGUCUGCUCGUCUCGGGAGCAGCUGGCUCAUCUGCUGUGCGGCAUGGGUAAUGAACCGGGACUCAGAGGCUUCGCACUCACGGUGGAUACAGUGAUGAAAAUGUCAGCGCUGUAUACUCGUAUUGACUCGGGGGUGCCGACAGUGCUGAUGGGGGAGUCCGGCUGCGGCAAGAGUGCCGUCGUGCGGUAUUUGGCCAAGUUCCUUGGGAUUGCUGAUUUCGUUCUGGAUGUGCACGGUGGCCUCACAGAGGACGACAUUGUUAAGUUUGUCUCAGAUGCUGUUUUUCUGGCUAAUAGUGACAACAAAUGGAAGGUCUGGGUGUUUUUGGAUGAGAUCAACACUGCUAGCUGCGUCGGCCUCUUUCGCGAGCUCGUUUGUGACAAGUCCAUGCGCGGCAGCGCGCUGCCUUCGAAUCUGAGAGUGUUCGCAGCAUGCAACCCCUACCGCAAGAAAUCCAAGUGCCACGAAACUGGUGGUCUUGAGUUGGCGCCCAUCUCAGACAAGCUUUCAUGCCCGCUGCCGAUUGCAGAUCUCGUUUAUGCGGUCUAUCCUUUGCCACAGUCCCUGAUCAUGUCUGUCUGGGACUUUGGCAUGCUAAGCAAGACAGAAGAGAAGCGCUACGUUCAAGCGAUCAUCAAGGCUCUACCCUUCGAUUCGGUGGAGGAACGCCCAAUGCACUGUUGCAUGGUGUGCGUGGUGCUUGCCUGCCACAAUUUCCUUCGCAGGAAGAAUGACAUUGCAGCAGUUUCGUUGAGGGACGUGCGCAGAGUUGCCAACUUGGUUCCUUACUACCUACGAAAGCUAGAGCAUCAAGACGAUAUACGCUCGCCAGAGGAGCAAGAGCACAAGCAAGCGCUUCUGCUUAAAGCCUUCUACGUGGCCAUUUGUCUUUGCUACUGGUUUCGGCUGAAGUCAGAGCAUCGGACGGCUUUGCUGCAAGAGAUUGAGACUAGGUAG